Molecule: messenger RNA, 24773 nt
Organism: Diorhabda sublineata
Lineage: Eukaryota; Metazoa; Arthropoda; Insecta; Coleoptera; Chrysomelidae
Exons: 10
Coding region: 286-10371 (3361 amino acids)
Cellular component (GO): cytoskeleton
Molecular function (GO): guanyl-nucleotide exchange factor activity
Source: RefSeq, a predicted model, not a curated record
CUUGUAUUGCACUAAUUAAUGUGGUAGCUUAGCUUUUUAGUUUGAUUCAUUACAGGUUGUCGUAAUUAAUAUUUAGACCCAUUUUGGUUGCAUUUUAAUAAAACCCACGCGAAAUUUGUUGAAAGAAGCUAAGUCAUUAAAACGAUCUUAGAUUAUUCAAUUUGACUGGUUUUAAGUAACGACUGUAGGUGUUUGUUACUAGAAACAACGAUUAUACGACUGAAUUAAACGGAUUUCGUCAAACGAUAAUAACUCUGGACCUGCAGGCGGCUGUUUGCAUUCGAAAUGGACUCGAGUAGCAGUAAUCGCGGUUCGACAGGCGCCUUAUCUAGUACGGGUGGUAGUACCUCAGCAGGAAUGCAUCAUUCGUUAUCUACACCGGCGGGAGUAGAUUGUGGAGGAAAUCGAACGCCUCCAACGACGCCUAAAAAAGGCGGUAAGAUGUUGGCUAUUCGAGUACAAACGUUGGAUGACACGAUCACGAUUUUCCAAGUUCAGGCGAAAGCUGUUGGACGGGUAUUAUUUGAACAAGUUUGUAAGCAACUGCACCUUUUAGAAGCUGAUUAUUUCGGUUUGGAAUAUACUGAUAACCAUGGUACCAGGUAUUGGUUGGAUUUACAAAAACCCAUAUCCCGUCAACUUGGUCUUUCAUUGGUCGAUCCACUUCUAUAUUUCUGCGUAAAAUUUUAUACUCCCGAUCCAGCUCAGUUAGAAGAAGAAUACACUCGAUAUUUAUUCUGUCUUCAAGUCAAAAGAGACCUCUCUCAGGGAACAAUGCAAUGUAACGAAAAUACAGCUGCUCUUAUGGCGAGCUACAUAGUCCAAGCUGAAUGUGGAGAUUUUGUAGCUGAAGAUUAUCCUGAUCAUACAUAUUUGUCGAGCUACAAGUUCGUACCGCAACAGGAUCAUGAAAUGGAAAGAAAAAUUAUGGAGAAUCAUAAAAAACACGCUGGACAAUCACCAGCUGAAGCGGAUUUAAAUCUUCUCGAAACGGCACGGAGGUGCGAAUAUUACGGUAUGAAACUACAUCCAGCUAAAGAUCACGAAAACACACUUUUACACCUAUCCGUUGCUCAUAUGGGUAUAGUAGUGUUUCAAAAUAAUACUAAAAUCAAUACGUUUUCAUGGGCGAAAAUAAGAAAAAUAUCCUUCAAGAGGAAAAGAUUUCUCAUUAAGCUACAUCCUGAAGGAUAUGUAAGUAAAAAUAUGGGUUAUUAUAGAGAUAUGGUUGACUUUUUCUUCGAAGGCAGAAACGAAUGUAAAAAUUUUUGGAAAAAGUGUGUAGAAAACCAUGGAUUCUUUCGAUGUGCUUCCGUUAAACAUGUAUCGAGGCAUAAAACUAGAGUCUUGUCGAGAGGAAGUUCAUUUAGGUAUAGUGGUAAAACACAAAAACAAAUAAUAGAAUUUGUUAGAGAUAAUUAUGUGAAACGUCAAACAUUCCAAAGGUCGCAAUCGUUCCGUCAUUCUAGCGCACAUUCGAGCGCCAGCAACAUGCAUUCGCAUUCGACAACUGUCGGGAACAGCAUUUCCGCGCAUCCUCUGUUACCUCUCGCUGACAGCAAUUUAAGCGUGGAAGUGUCCAAACUCUCGGCGUCGCUGGGUUCGAUGGGGGCGGCGCAUGCGGGGGUACUACAGCCGGUUUCUCCGACGACGAUAUCAGCCUCUCACCACCUCGGCACAGUUAUGUCCUGGAGCUCGGUCCCCGACACCAGACCUUCCAUUCUGGGACCCUCUCAGACGACGAGCUCUCCCGAGGAGUCUGCGACCACGAGCCCGCUUCAUUCGAGACCCACUAUUACCAGCUCGCCACUCGCCGUCCGCGCAGCUGUUCACAGAGUCGACACAGGUACCAUUCGCACCCAAACUACUACCCCGACGCCCUCUAGUCAUAAUUUCGCUAACAAUUACCCUUCUCAGACGCAGUCGCAAAAUGAUCUAGGUCACGAGAUCAUCGAUACAAUUCCCGAUUAUGAUUAUAAAACUGUUAGUGAACACCCGAAACGGCAAAUUUGGCAUCGUAGCGCUAGUUGUAAAGAUCUUUACGAUUUUAGCUUCGAAGAGACAGGUCAAGCUAAACGUAGAGCUCAGCCCCCGAAACCUCUCGAAAAAGCAGUUAUAAGCUUCGAAGAGCGUAAGUUAGAGUCCCCGGUAACGCGAUAUGAUGAUAGGCCCGUUUAUAGCGCUAGUUCCCGUGAUAGUAGCUUAGAAAUACACCAAGACAUUAUGGUGCCUGACGAAAAAGUUUAUUCUAGUAGUUAUCCCGGCACUACCUCGUAUUCCCAAGAAUCCGUCGAAGAUCCCGGUAAUUACGAUCUUCGAGAUUCACAAGACGACCUCUCCCACGACAGCUACGAGCUUAUAGAAAAAUCCGACGACGAUUACAGUACUUCGGGCGAAUAUAACAAGUACCGAAAACGUAAACCUUUCAACACUAGAAGCUGUAGUUUAGAUUCUAAUAAUUAUUUACCUUCGGACAGCGAAUCUGAACAAGAUAAAAGACAAAAAUGUAAAAGUAGCAACGACGUACAUCAAAAUUUAUUCACGAUCGAAGAUCCAAGAGAUUUUCCACGGGAAAUAUUUCCUAGAAAAUCCGACGGUAGCUACUAUAAACAAUUCAAACAAAUAUCUAGAAAUUCCAGCCUCGAAUCCAAAACUUCGAAAUCUAGUAGAGAAAGUCUCAAAAAAUCCAACAGAGAACGAGGUUUCGGUUACCGAACGUCCAGCCAGGAAUCUAGAUCCGAUCACGAAACGAAAAAACCCGAACGUAGAAAUAGGAGUAUCGAAAAAAUGGAUACGCGAAACGGUUUCGUGGAUUCUAGAACAUCGAGCGUCGAAUCGAAGAGCGAAUAUUUCGACGCUCCUUCCAGAUUCAUGGAUAACGUUACCUAUCAACAUCCGUACGAUAGGAAAAUUAGUUUCGAACGUAAUUACGGUAUACAAAAAGUACCGAAUCACGACAACACCGAAAUAAAUCGUAACUUUGGUCACGUGCAUUCUAUAAGCCUACAAAAUGUCGAAACCGAACAAAAUAUUAAAAUAAAUCGUCUUCUAUCGAAUUUGGAACAAAACACCGUACCGAGAACGCAAAAAACAUACAAAUCCCAUACCGUAGACCACGAAAGACACAAAUCCGAACCUAUUUGGCCUGACGACGUACAUCCCGUUUGGUUCGCGCAUCAAGAAAGCGUCCAGAGAUCCACGGAAUCCGAAAGUAACAUAUUCAGUUUCGACGAAGAUAAAAUCCAAUCGUUACAAGAUAGUUUAGAUUCGGAUCAUGCGUUCAGUGUAGUACCUAACAUCGAUAUGAUUAAAAACAAUGACGAACGUAAAUCUUUUAGGGAAAUAUUUAUGGAAAUAGAACCUAGAAUAUCGCACGAUUUACCACUACACCAACCGAUCGAACGCACUAAAUCUGACCCGAACUCUUUAGCCCGUCAAAGAUUGAACUCCAGUAACAGAAGGAUGCUACUGAUGCAUCAAAAAUCUAUAGAUUUAACUCCAGCAGAAUCCAGCGAUGAAGAUUAUUUAUAUAAACAAAUUCCCAGCGCGCCACCUAUUAUGAAAUACAGAGAUACCCACUUCGAAAUGCCCACCGCCGAAUUCGGACAUUUCGAUAUCAUAAAAAGGGAAGGAGAAGGUUUAAAAACCAAAUUCGAAGUACCAAAAAGUCAAUUCGAAAUUUUAGGCGCUAAAACCCAAUCGGAUUUAACAAACUUACCUCCUAAAGAUGAAGAACUCACUUAUAUUUUACAUAAACGACACGUUAUGAACGGCGUAAAUAAAAAAGAUGAACCAAAAACCGAACAACAAUCGAAUAAAACACAAAAAGAAGUAAAAGAAACAUCAAAAAUCGACGAAACAAAAAAAUUAAACGGUAAACAAGAACCCGAACCGUCGGAAUCGCAAUUUUUAUUUACACAAAAUAUCGAUUUAUCUAAAAUAGAUCCUGUUACAUUGGAAAUUGACAAGACCCAAUUACCCGUUCAACAUAUUUCAAGCCCUAAAAGAGAUAUAACUCAUAUAGACCCCGUACUUUUAGAAGCUUUGAAUUCGAAAUUGAGUCAAAUAGAGAGCGAUUCUCCUACUAGCUCUAAAACCGAAAGCGUCCUCCCGCAAAAAACUAUCAUUCAAAUCGAUAAACCUACAAAGAAAGAAUCGAAAAUCAUCGAAGAAACACUCCCCGUUACGAAAUUAGAACCGAAAAAAGAUGCGGAAAAAACUAAAACUAAAUUAAAAACCGAUAUAAAACCUAAAAGGAUAAUCAAACCUAGAAUGCAACCGGGAAAAAAAGGAAAAGCGAAUAAAACUAAAGUUAGAAUAACAUCUUUUAGCUCUGACGACGAAUCUUUAGAUUCUGACGACGUUUUCGGAAGCGCCGAAGCCACUCCGACCAGAGUCGAAUUUUCCCCACCACAAAUGAGAAAAGAAAUGGAAUCCAUACUUAAAUUCGAAUCCGAAAGAAAGUACUUGCAAUAUACAAUGUCGUCUACAGAAGUCGAAGGUUCGCCUCCUACAUCUCGAAAGAAAAAAGAUAAGAAACCGGAAAACGGUUUAGAAGCCGUACCGACUGAACUCAGGAGAAUAUCGGAAAGAUCGUUUUCUAUCCCCAGUUCCGAAGACGAUUUCGAUGUAAAAACUACCGAUCUACAACCAGUUUUUACCGAUCCUCUUCCGGAACCUCUCGUUACCGUAGAAGAACAGGACAUUGACGAAACGAUAAAAGAAGACUAUUCGACCGAUAAGGAAUUGAUUACGAUAAACGAUGAAAUAAAACGAGAAGAAGAAAAAAAAUUAUUACAAGCCGAAAUAGAAAACGAUUUAAAGAAUCUACAAGUGCCUUCGAAAACUAGAAUAACCGAAAUACCAUCGCCUAGUUUAAGAAAACAGGGACAGAGUCCAGUACUUUUCGCACACGCUCGUCUAAAUUUAUCCGAAGGCUCCGCUUUCUCUUUAUUACAAAAACAACAAGCUCUAGAAUCACCUAUAGCCGGAAGAAGAGCUAAAAGUUUAGACGCCCCGGUAAUAGCUGUUAGUAGAUUACCGCCACUUAACGCUUUUUCUAGUAAAGAUGAUACCGUAGCCGAAGAAGAUCAACAAUUAACCGAUAAAGAUAGCGGAUUAGAAAAUUAUUUAAUCAGCGAUAAAUCCACUGAAGAAAGAUCCGAUACCGAUGACGGUAAAACAAAAAAAUCUUCAGAAGACGAAGCACCUAAUAAACCUUUACCGGAAUUACCUCGAAUUUCUAAACCCUUACCAAAAUUACCAGACGUGAAAAAAGAGGAAUCUAAUAUUAGUAUUAAGGAAAAAGAACGCGAUCAAAUAGUACCAGAUGUAAAUCAAGUUAAAUCAAAGAAAUCUUCUAAAACGACUUUACAAGCUAAACAACCUCAAAAAGUAAUAAGAGCGAAACCGCCUACAAAAACUUCAAGUAAAGAUAAAAUUAUUCCGAAACCAUCGAGCGUUAAAACCAAAACCACCAUCAAACCGGGCAGUCCUAAAACUAUUAAACCUGUUCAAAAAGCUUCUUCUGCCGAAGGAGCAACUAAAACUGAAAAAGUCGAACAAAAAUCUUUAUCCGCUCAAAAUUCCCUAACGUUACCCGAAGUAAAGCGAACGAAAAGUCAAGAAUUGGAAGUUACAAAGAAAACAGUACCAAAAGAAAAAGCUCGAUCUCUAGAAAAAUUAGAAUUAAAAAGAAUCGGUAGUAAAGAAAGAACAAAGUCCCAAGAAGAAGCCGAACCCGAUAUCGCUAAGAGAAUAGAAAAACAACAAUUAUUGUACGAAAUAGCCAUACAACAAACAAAAACAUUAAAGAGCCCCGUUAAAGACGUCCUACCGGUAUUUCCUCAAGUCGAAGAAAUGGUAAGAGAACGAGGGGGUAAAUUGGAAAUAAGUAUUAAUACAAUAGAACCAAGCGUGAGUCUAGAAGAAGCGAUAAUAAUCACGAAAUCUCCGAAAAAAUUAGACAAAAAAAUGGGCGAAAAACUAACGAAAAGCUUAGAUCUCAAUAUAAGCGAAGUCGAAACUAAAACUUUAACUCGCUUAGGUAAAAGUCUAGAUCUAGAAACUAGUCAUCAAAACUCACAACAAUCCACCACCAACGAAUUCGAUUUUAAACCGGAAACAAUAAAAAGUAUUCAAGAUAAAGAUUUGGAGGAAAAUUCACCGGAAAUAGGAGGAACGAAAGAAACAGUAACAGCAGACGUGCACGUCUCUAGCGACGAAGACAAAAUUAUAUUGAAAGGUACCACUUUGGACGUAUGGUUAUCAGUGGAAGAUCAAAACAAAAAAUUACAAGACAUAGAAAUAAUUCGACAAUCCGACGAUUUUUUUGAGGAGCGCACCUACCCUAAACCUCCAGAUUUGAGUAAGAGUUCAUCGGAUUCUCAAAGUAUGGAAAAAAUGAGUCUAGGAGAAUCGUUAGAUAUAAAAUAUAUAGACGAAUCUACCGGAGAUUCUUCCUAUAAAUCGGAAAAAGAUGCGAAAUUGAUAGCUGAUAUGCAAAAAGCAUCGAAUACCGUCAGCAAAUUUCUAAAAAAGAAAUUGGAAAAGAAACGAGAAAAACAAACGGAAAAUUUCGCAAGAAUUACUAGCGAAGAAGAAUCGCUAACCGAAGUGAGCGAAUUAAAAGGUGAAACCGAUAAAAACUUACUCGCAGUAUCCGAAAAUAAAAAAGAUUCUCUAUAUAACGUAUUGAGCAUAGAAAGGAGUAAAUCCGAAGAUACCGGAUCGUGGAUAACGGUGGAAUGCGAAGAAUACGCCGGAACCGAAGAAUCCUUAGAUUACGAUAACAUAAGUUUAGAAUCCCCGGAUAAGAAUUUAAAUAUCGAAACGGAAUUUAAAAAACCGGAUAGUAUUAACUUAUUAACAGCCGUAACGAAAACUAAAUUAGAUCUAUUAAAAAGAAGCUCGGAUCAAUCCAAAUCUAGCGAUACUGGAUCGUGGACGAGCGGAGAAAAAGAUAUUUCUCCGAAGGAAGUAAAAGAAACCGACGAUUCCAGUACGAGUUGUGCAAUCGGAAGAGCUAUAGGUUUUAGUCAACAUAUAGAAACGUUUACAACGAAAGAUUUAUUAGAUAAAGGAUCCCCGUCGGAAUCUGAAGCACCUAGGAGUCCGAGAAGUCCUAGAAUAUGUGUAUUAGGUAGAGCGUUUACUAUAGACGAAGGAUCCUCAUCUCUUAAAUUAGACGAUUCUAGUUCUGACGAAGCCAACGAUAUACCUAAAGAUCUUACACCGAUACAAGAAAAUAUAAAAGAAGAAGAAAUUCCUACUGCUCAUAAAAAAUAUAAUUUCGAAGAAAAAUGGUCAAAUGAUUCGGAGCUAACUCAAAGAUUACAGAUGAAGUUAACCAAAAAAUUAUCUUCUGCGGAUAAAUCUUUCGUAGAUGAUUCAACUUCGGAUAAAAGAAAAAAUGGAAACAAUCUCGAAAAACCUCUAUAUCUAACGGAACGGUUAUCCACCGAAUCUAGAAAUUCUUUAGAUACCGAAUCUAGUUCGGGAAGUAUAGGAGCAGCUUGUCGAGGUACUAAAUCGAACGAUAUCCCGAAAGGAUUGAGUUCAACUUGGAAAGCCUUCCCAUUAGAAAGCUCAGGAUCUGAAAGUUUUGAAGACAAUCUAUUACCACCCGAUCAAGAUUUAGAAAAAGAAUAUUUUAUAUGUAAAGACGCCAUCGGGGGUGAUUACUCGACAAUGUCUGAUAUCUAUUAUAAAGACAACGACGUUACUCCAACCAAAGACGAUACGGAGCUCCCAGAAGAUCUGGCAAACUUUUCGACUAAUUUCGCUUAUCCUUUAUCAACCAUGACCGGUUUAGGAUUAUCAAGCACCGACAUAUUCCAAAAUUAUACCGGCGGGGCUUAUAUAUCGAGAACUUUAUCUAGGAUAUCCGAAAGAAGUACCAAUUCGGAAAAAUCUAGUAUAGAUGAUGAUUCCACUAAAGCUAGCACACAAAGCGAUAGUCUAAACGACGAAUCUCUAGCUUCUAGUAAUCCACAAGUUAGUAUCAGUUCCGAAUCGCCUAGUAAUGCGAGAGUAUCGGAAAACGAGAAGAAAACUCCAACCAAUCACGUCAUCGAAUCUAAAGAAGAAGACGAUAAACUGAGCGAUUUAAGUAAACCUAGUGAUAAACAACAAGAACCUUUACCGCAUCUAGCUAGUUUACUACAAAGACAAAUAUCUGAUGAUAGAAGAACUUCUGCCGAAAUGGCCGAACUAUCAAUGGACGAUAUCGAGGUUAUAACAUCAGAAAGAGGAUUAAGAUUGAAAAGACAAGGUUCCGAUGAUACUAUAAUCGACGAAGAAUGCUUCGAGCCCGAAUCAAAAGAUAUCAGAGAUAUAAGAUCCAGUAGCCAGGAGAGCGAAGAUUGGCCCUUGCCUGAGAUACCGCAACAAGGUCAAAAACUCCUAGCUAUGCACGAAUUCCCUAGUAGCGAUACUUCUCAACAAACUACACAAGUUUUUAAGCCUCCCGUUAAGAGUAUCCCACGAACUUUUGGCUUAAAGGGUUCGUUACGAAGUCAAGAUUCCGAACAAUGGCCAAGUCCGCCUUCUAGCGUAAUCGAACAGCCUAUAAUAGGAAAAGUGGAGACUUUCUAUAUAACACCGCCUCAGGAAGCUUCUAAAGUCGUGGUAGAUUCUAGUACGGUUAGUAUUUAUGACAACGAUUCGAAUUCCGAUAACGAAAACAGAACUAUCGAUCCGGAUACCGAAAAAACUCACACAUACGAAAAUGUAGCUUGCGAGAAUAUCAGUAAUAUUAGCGAGAGUCUGUCGGAUAGUUUGAGCGUAGGACCAAGCGGUAUUAAAAUAGUAUUGGAAAAGAAAUCUCAAGGUUCCAAUUCCGAUGAAGAUUUGAAUAUAUCUAAUCUCAACGAUGACGUAUUCGUAGACGCUCUAGAUAGUAGUAAACACGAAUUGAGACCUCCUACGGCAAUGAGAAGAAGUACCGCUUCCGAUGAUUCUUCUCAUUCGCAUAAAAGCGAUAAAAAGAGUUCGAAAAGUUCUUAUUCGGAAGAGGAUUGUACUAGUUCCAUGGCUACUAAUCUCGACGAUGGUACGGUGAGGUUUGCUCUUAAACCUACAAAAUGUACUCAUAGUUCCCAUUCCGAAGAUACGUCUAUAGCGCUGAGUCUUUCCGAAUGGUCGAACAGUACUAAUACCGUUAAAUUUCAAAAUUUAUCUAGUACGAGUGGUACUACUAAAAGCAGUUCCGGUUUAAAAAGCGACGAAAACUCCUUAACGGAUAUAGCUCAUUCUAUAUCGGAUUGGUCUACUAGUAACACGAGUAGUACUUUGAAAGCUCAACAUAGCCCCGGUCUACAAUUUCAAAAAUUAUCUUCGACAUCUACUGGUGAUAGUACUUUAACGGAUAGAAUGUCAAAUAUUAGCGAAUGGUCCACAUCGGAAACUAAACCUUUCUUUCCUACUAUAACAGAACAUAAUAGACUAGGAUCUAGUAUAGAUAUUGAAGAAUUUGCAUUAGGUGUCGAUCAAAAAGGAGUACCUAGUCCUAAAAAUAUCCCGAGCGAAGAUUUCGCUCUAUUAUCGACGAGUUUAUCCAAUAAAAUCGACGUAAAAUGUUAUUCGAAAUCGACUGAAAGACCAAUAGUCAUACCACCGCAAAACUUAUCCGAUACUGAUAAAUCUAGUAGUUCCGUCGAACAACGAACAGUACACAUACAACGUUACGAUAAAGAUAAACAAAAGUAUUUACAAAAACAUGUACCCACAAAAAGUACAGAACGACCCGUUAAAGUUCCCAUAAAGUUAUCGAAAUGCUCACCAUAUUAUUCCAGUAGUCUGAGUUCCGAAUCUACACCACUGGCGAGUACUUCCCCGGUACCUCCUUAUAAAACAGCUACGGUACCGUUAACUAGGACCCAUAGAAAACCCGUGGCCAAAAACGUGUGUCAAGCAAAGAGUCCUCCAAGUGAAAACGAUUCCACCAGUAGCGUGGAAUCUCCCAAAAGUAAAUCCGAUAGAGAUAGAAGAGGAUAUAGGCGAAGGAAACAAUUACAAAAUCAACGUAGAGCUAGAUUAGAAAAAGAACAACAAAACGUCGACGAGUAUUAUUUCGUAGAACACGAAUCCGGUUUAACGGAAUACAACGAGUACCUGAGGAAUAAAAAUAUGGAAGAUAUCGCGUCUAGUUUCCAAUACGAAAGCGUUCUAACCGAAGACGAUCGUCUGAUGCAAUACGCCGAAACUAUAGAGGAAGGUUACUACCCAGACGAUUCGCAAUCGGGUUCGGAUAUAAUGCGGAUGGAACGCGACGAAGAAGGAUUUGAAAUUGUGGAAGCGUUCGACGUAACUAAUAUACCUCCGCCGUUGUUAGAAGACGAUUUCGAGAACGACGUUUCGCCGCAGAUUUGAUUUUAAUGUCGAUAUUUUGUAGGAUUUUUUGAUGGGGCACGGUUACGUCAUCGUAAUCUGUUUAAUAAUAUUAGUCAUAUAUUUUUUUCUUAUUGAAAUUUAUCAGUUGUUGAUUGAUAUCGGUUUUUUGAAUGUGUGUUAAGGCCGCUUGACAUGAUGCAAAACGCUAUUUCCUGACCAAAAGCACGCGCAAAUGUGUUUCUACUCUCCGCUUCUUUAAGUGUAUAAAAACGUUGACAUCGUAAUUUAUUUUUGAUAUCUGUGAGUAUAACAAGAAAUAAUUGGUUGCCAAACAAGAAUUGUACGGCAUCAAUUCCAUGUUUUGAUUGUUCAAAAACGUUUUUGUUGUAACUGAUGUGUGUGAGCUGGCAUUGUCACAAUGGAGAACGAUUCGUCCUCUGCCAUUGGUUUUCCUGAUUUUUUCGAAUACUUCUGACAAACAAAUGUUAGUGUACCAUUCAGAAUGUUGCUCUAAUGGAACCGUGGCGACAUGUCCAGUUAUUCCGAAAAAUCAGGCGUCCAUUUGCUUCAGAGCUCGACUUGAAAGACCCACGCAGUCGUUAUUUAGUUUCGAAUUUCGAAUUUAUACACAUAGAUCCACGAUUCGUCGUCUGUCACGAUUUUAUCACGAUCCAACGCGAACAAUUAUUUUUGACAGCCAAAUGUUCAUGCAAUAUUUGAAUGUAGGCCCAAUUUGCCUCAAUCUCAAGAUAUCCAUCAUGACGAUGUCUCAGUUUACGUACAGGGUCGAUGUUUUCUAAGUCGAAGGGAGUUGAUCGGCACACUGCUGUUGGUUUAAUUCACUUCGAAAGUCAUUUUUUGACCAAGAUGAAUGUUUCAAGUAAACAACUUAAAUAGCUUUCAUAUGACAACAAGUUCACCAUUAAAUAUAUCAAAUUUUAUUAUGUCAAAGGCAGAUUAAACAUACAGAGGUCGGUAUGAGUCAGACAACAAAUGUGCAUUAAAAAUGAAGUUAUUGAAAACAUCACAGAGUGUUAGUUCACUUGACUGUGCGAACCAUUCAACGAAUACUCAUCUGUCUAUCCAUUAUCCGAAAUAAACAUUCUCGCACACAAUUCGUCGUGCAACAAAGCUCCAUCCUGCAUGAAAUGACGAAUGUUCGUCAGUAUUGGAUCGUUGUCCAUUUACACGCGUAAAUCUUCGAGUAUUUCUAGAUAAAUUUGACCCGUCACGUCACCCUCAAAAAAGUACAGACCGACAAGACCCCCACGCAUGGAUAACUACGUACAUACCCACACCCCGAGCAGGUUUAAUUCUUUAUCAAUGCAGUCGUGAGGAAUCUGGUAGUUCCAGUACACACAGUUAUGCCGAUUAAUCGUUCCGUUCAGCUUGAAGGUUGCUUCAUCCCAUUAUAAAACGUAAUGCUGGAAUUGCGGAUCAUCCAGACUGCAUCCACUAAAUUCCAAUCUGCGACCGAAAUGUUCCUCUUGAAGUGCGUGGAGGAGACGCGGACGAUAAAUUUCGUAAAAAACGAUCGGAUAUUUGAAUUUCUCCCGAUAGCCGCACUGUAAAUUGGUUUGACUCCUGAAUUAACGUCAGUGCCACUGUUUCCAUAUUUUCUUUAGUUGUUACAAAUACCAAUCGUUUAGAACGCAUUGCGUCGGCAACAGAGCCCGUUUUUAAGAUUUUAUUAUACGUUUUCCACACGUUUGAACGAUUUGGUAGCGGCGAGUUCGGAAAUUGUUGUUGAAAAACUUAUUCUUGAAGCGUAAACUUGCAUUGGUUAUUCUGAAAACGCGUCUUCUUGACGAGCACGUGUUAUCAUGACGUAGACACAACUCUCUAAAGCACGAACAGGGUUCUUCUCAAUCUUUUUCGACAGCGUUGACAAACUUAUGCCGACCUGUGUAUUCAAAUUAGUGUUGCCAUAUCCCGAAACUUAAAUAGCACAUCCCCGUAUCGUAACAGGACCAUUAGCAGAUAUCUGUAAACAGUAGUUUCCAGCCACCAGAGAGAUUGGGAUCAGUAUCUAUCCCUAUUUGAAAUGGCUUAUCGAUCCGCAAUUAAUGAGUCCACCGGUGAAACACCUGCGAAAAUGCGCGAUUUCUUCUUCUAGUUAAAAUAAUGCCAAAGUUGCAUCUUUAAUUACAUGUUCACAUUUGCAAUUUUCUGGUAUUUUUUUAAAUAAAAUGUAUUAUUGAACAGAAUACGUAAUAGGUGCAAUGCGUGUGACAAAGUUUAUAACCAUAAAAUAUAAUCUAGUUAACCUCUAGUUCGAGUCGAUGUUUUCAUAAUUGGUGAAACGAUUUUGGAUUCCUUUACUAAAAUUUUAGUGUUUUUUAAAUCAAUAAAUACAACACGAAAGUAUUAAUCUACUAUUUCUGGAUAUUAAAAAAAAUUUAAUGGUAAAAUUUUUUCCUACAUCAUAUUUCGGUUAUUUUCUUUAACAGAUGAUUUGGCCCAAAAUAAUAUCAUUCCAGUACCAAUAUUUUGAUUUGUAAAAUUUCUUUUAUAUAGUUUUAUGUAUAGAAUGCCUAAAUUAUCUCGGAAAUUGUACAUUUAGAUGGCUACGCUUGAUUAAACUCGUUUAAUUUGAAUAUUCUUUAAUAAUUUAUAUCCUAACCGAAAUCCCAUAACAAUAUCUACUGUCAGUAAAUUAGUAAAAUAUUUAUUCACAUUAGGGCGCAGAAAAACUGCAUCAACUGAAAACAAAUCUUUAAAUGUUUGUGUCAUGUUAGAAAUGGAUCCACAUUUGUGAAAUAGAAAAAUUACGAAUUUUAGAAAACAUAGAGCAAAGGCGAUUACAGCAGAUGCCCAAAAUGUUGUUCAUUUACAUUCAUACAACUAGCCAUGCGAUUUUUAAAACUUUGCAACAUCCCUGACUGCUCAAAUCUUCUUAUCUCUGUGGUAAUACUAUCUUGAAUUUCCUGAAUAUUGGCAGGUUUUGUUUUAUAAAUUAUGUUUUUUAAAUGACCUCACAGGAAAUAGUCUAAAGGAUUCAUGUCGGGUGAUCGCGUAGGCCAUUCGAUAAAACCACGUCUUCCAAUCUAUCUUCUGUGAAACAUAUUAUUUAGGUAUCGCCUCACCACACACGCAUAGUGAGGUAAAACACCAUCUUGUUAUAGCCAAAUAUUGUCGUUUGGGAUAUUGUUAUUGUCUGAAAAUUUCUAAUAUUGAAGUUUUUUUUAAAUGUAAUUGAAAAAACUUAGUUGGAUUUGAGGCAACUCAGGUGUAAUACUAUUUUCCAAUAAAUCUAAAUACGCCGGACCAUUUUAGUUAACCUUAAUGAAAAAGGGACCACUUAUUUUGUCGCCUAUUAUUCCAGCCCAUACAUUCAAUUUUUCGGGAUAUUGGGUGUGGAAUUUACGCAUCCCACGAGGAUUGUUACGUGACCAGUAUCUAGAAUUAUGCCGUUUACGUUUUCAUUAAUAUAAAAAGUGGCCUCAUCGCAAACAUUACUUAAAAAUUUGGAUCGGUUUUUCCAUCAUCAGGUCUGCAAACUCUUCACGUUUAUCAAAGUAGUCAUCUGUCAACUCUUGCACCAACGUAACUUUGUAUGGAUGGAAUUUAUUACCGCGUAAAAUUUUCAUUACGGAUGUUUUCGAAAUAUCAAGUUCUCUGGAUAUUUGUUUAGAACUCUAGUGUGGAUCGUCUUCUAAUAGGACACAAACAUCUAAAGAUUUGUUUUCAGUUGAUGCAGUUUUUCUGCGCUCUGAUUCGGAUAAAUCUUUUAUUAAACCAGUUUCGUUAAACUUCUUUACUAAUUUACUUACAGUAGAUCUUGUUAUGGGAUUUGGGUUAGGAUAUAAAUUAUUGAAAAUAUUACACGUGUCUUGUUGACUUCUACGCCUAUCACCAUAUCCUAAUAUCAUUGAAAUAUCAAUUAGUUCUUUUUAAAUAAACGAACCAUCGUGACUUUUAAUAAACUUCAAUCGUCAAAUUUGUUAUUGUAGCAGUCAUAGCUACCUAAAUGUAUUAUUAUAACUUCGACAAUUGUAGCUAUAACUCCGAAAUUAUAGGAUUUAGGUAUAGGUAACAUUAGAUGAAAAAUAAUAAUUAUUAAGGAUUUCGAAAAGCAAAAAAUCAACAGGGUGAUCUAUUUGAAAUAACAAAAUAAUGUAAAUACCACCAUAAUACCUCCGUAUCAGAAGACCCUUGCACAGAAAAAUUUAUAAAAAUCGUGUUUUUCGAGAUAAUUGAGGCGUUCCAUACAUAAAACUCACUGUUUAUGUAUUUUACCAUUCAACUCUUACCCCAUGACUGAAAGACACUACUUAAGAUGUGAAACAAAAAGAAAACAUCGCUAGACAAAUUUUGUGAUCAAUAUAUUAGCUCAAGAUAUUCAUAAGAAAUUUAUUUGAUUCAUCAGUACAAUCAGUUUAAAAUUGACAAAAGACGAAAUAAUUAAAACACUAGGGGAAUAUACUGUAUUGGAAAAAAAUCAACUGCAACUUGAAAUAACUGAAUUUUAGUAAAGUUGUAUCAUCGUAUAAUUUUUCUUCAAUGUUGUUCACAGUUUUAUUUUGAUGCAUUCAAUAUAAAUAAAGUAACAUGAGGCUCCUAGCUUUUCGAAUUUAAUAAUGGAAAUUAUUAUUUCGAACUCUUGAAUAGUUUAUUAUUCCCUUUUAGAAACAAUAACAUCUUCUUUCAAUGCAUAUCCACUAAUGGAGGUUCGCGAUAACAUUUUCCAUCACUUCUCUAUUUCUUGUGGUGUGUAUUAAGGAUUGUAGUCCUGUCCACUGCCUGAUGUUGCGCAGCCAAGACAUUUUCUUCCUUCCGAUCCCUCUCUUUCCUUCAAUUUUACCUUCGAUCAGCGGGUGCAAAAAUUUAUAUUUGUUGUUUAGCAUGAUGUGCCCUAGGUACGUUGUUUUUCAAUCUACCCGUCCAAGGCAACUUAAGAAUUCUGCGGUGUAACCACAUCUCCAAAGCCUCCAACUUGUUCGCCUUCCAUACCGUGGAGAAGCACCGAUCAAACGUACCACUUCUUUUAGUGCUCUUAGUUCUCUUCUUAGACGGAGUAUAGCUAAUGUCAAAAACUUCAUCAUUUUUCUCCGUAUCAGACAUAUUUAAGAAAAUUAUGCAACAGAUACAAAUAUGAGCUCAUGCGAUACGUCAGUCUCAGAAUACAGUACACACAAACUUACCCGUGGUCUUGGUUGUAUUCGCUCCUUCCUCCAUGUUUCGUCUGUACUGAAGAUUCGCUUUAAAAAACAUCGUCCCCCUCCGUCUUGUAUUACGUCAUGUAUGUAUGAGGUUUUGCUCAAAAUUUGGGUACCCAUUGCGCCGUUAUUUUGCGAUAAUGAAGGUAUUUUUGGAUGAUAGAUUAUCAAUACUAAUGCCGAGUUCAGCCGAGAUUUUUAGAACAUUCAACCUAAGCUAUCCAAAAUGAGUGGUUCUACGCGACGAUGAUGCUGACGAUGGUUGACAAUCGCGGCCAUAUUGAUUGAAUUGUUUUCGUAAACGCCGAAGAAUUUCCUUGUUUUUUAAUGCCUUCUCACACAAAAAAAACCAAUGACUACGUUGCUCAACGACGGUCGGCAUUCGAAGAUAAAAACAGGGACUUAUCUAUGGAAAAUCAGAAUGGUUGCAGUCUCAACUGAGUUCCAAGUUGUUGUGGAUGGUUUUGAUGUUGUGGUUCUCUGCUUCGUUCUUUGGUUGCAGUUAACUUCAAUCUGACAAUUGUUGAACAACGGAAAACAAUAAAAUAAGAAAGGAAAAGGGAACACAGAUGAACAUUACUAAAGAAGAAACUGGAUCUGGUUAAAAAGAUAUUAGAAUGACUUACCAGCGAGUAUAAAAACUGAUUAUAAUCUUUAGUAGUGCUUGAGGACCGUAGAUAGAGGACGUUUUAGAAUCGCUGAGAUUUAUUGAAUUCUUCGAAUGGAUUUGAACGUCAACAACGAAUUAAUUUCUUUAAAAACUUUAUAAUUGAAUCAGAAGUAACUAAUUAGUCACAAUACGUUACCAAAGGAUAUUAAAAAUAUUUGAGGAACAAUGUAGCUGAAUGGAAUGUUACAAUGGUAGGAAUAGAUUGAAAAAAUGGGGUUUCCUUGGAAAUUGACCGUGAGACAGAUUAAAUCGCAUGGGGUAGUAUCUUUUUCCAGCCACAGUGUAUAUAAUUUAUUUUGUCACUUAAACUGAUUCAUACUGAGUUUUACGAAUCUUUCAAAAUAUUUUGCACUUAUUUUUAAAUCGACACUGUAUAAGCACGAUAGAACCAAAUGUUAAACUUCCUUAAUUGUUAUAUAUACAUAUCGAAAUGUCCCAACCAAAAUUCAUAGAAAAAAUAUCAUGUUCCUUUAUUUUAUUUUCACUUAGACCCGUAAAACUUUUGAAAAUAUGAGGGAAUUUGAGAAAAUCGCAGAUAUUAGAAUUCUGCCGGUAGACCCAAAAAAAAAUAAUUUAUUCAGAUAUAUGUAAUUGUUUGAGACAUUCGAUAGUUUUUGUUAUUAAUCAAAAUUUAAAAGGAAAAACGUGCUAAACGAUUGGUGCCAAAAAUGUGUGAAGUUUUGCGAUUGGUCUGUAACCGUUUUUAACGAUUUUACAUUAAGUAAAUAUUCCUGUCUUCUCUAAUAUAACUUUAACAAUAUUUGAAAAAUUUGCUGUUACUUCUAAAAAUAUAUUGGCACGUACUCUUAAAAAUAAAAAAAAAUUUGAAUAGGUUUUCGCAUUCUAAUAUUUGCCACCUAACAAUUCUAUUAAACAAAAUAUUUUAUCGCCUAAAAACUCCGAUUAUUAUUUUUUGAUGCCCAAAGCUCAUGAGUAAAAUGUUCUUUAAAACAGAUUCUCAAAGAUCUCGUUGUUUGUCUUUUAUGGUUUGCUACCAUAAGCGUCAUAUUUUUCAAAAAUAAUAAGUAAAUCUCAAUUUUGUUCCGAAAUGUUGGUAAUAGAUAAUAACAUAGUUGAUAUUAAUGUUGAACUGAAUUUCAAAAAUGGAAAAUAAAAGUAUAAGUGGACUAAAAGGAUGGUUCAAAUAUUCACCCCACAAAAUUUAUCGCAUGUGUUGCCUGUUUUUAAAAUUUUAUUAUUACGAAUUAAAACACCAAUAGAGACGUCUUUUGCAACAUUUAUUUUAUAUCAGUUUAAUCUACAAAGGACAAAAACUUUGAUUUACCAAAACAUAGAAAAUAUCAAAAAAAUUGUACAAAUCUAUACAAAAAAAUGAACGGUGCUUAAACUAAAACCAGCCAAUGAAUUUCUAAUAGCGUGUCUUGCCGCCCCUCUCGCUCUUAUUACAGCUUCCAUUCGUCUUGGAAGGCUUCUAAACAGUUUCUGAACGUAUCCUUGCGGCAUGUUUUCCCAGAAGUUAAAAAGAACACAUUGAAGAUCAUCUAGUGUUCUUAUUGGUGCCGGAUGUUGCUGAAUUUGCCAUCCUAGAUGGUCCCAGACAUGCUCUAUUGGAUUAAGGUCCGAGCUACGUGCAGGCCAAUUCAGGGUGGGUAUCUCGACCUCUUCUAAGUACUGCUGAACCACUCUAGCAGCGUGUGGACAAGCAUUAUCGUGCAUUACCACAGAGUUGUCACCGAUAUGAGGCAUAUAGGGCAUUACAUGGGGUUCUAGGAUAUUGGUUAUGUACCUGUCAGCAUUUAGUCUUCCAUCAAUCACUGGUACUAACUCCGUGCGAUCCUCGAAAGAAAUUCCUCCCCAAACCAUGAUAUAGCCACCACCAAAGCUUUCAGUUUGACAAAAGUUAACCUGAUCGUCCUUUCACCACGUCGCCUAUAUACUGGUACACGCUUAUCUGAUGAAUACAGACAAAAUAUUGAUUCAUCCGUGAAUAAAAUAUUGGACCAAUCUUGAAUAUUUCAAUUUGCGUGUUCUCGAGCAAAUUCCAAUCUUGCUACUCGAUGUUCUCUGGUAAGACGUGGACCUCUAGCAGGCACUCUGGCUCGUAUACCUGCUUCUCUCAGCCUAUUUCUAACUGUUUGUUCGGACAUUACGAGCAGCCAACAGAUCCGUUUGCAGCCUUCGAGCAGUGGUAUCCCUAAUUCUUAACGCCGUUAACCUCAAAUAACGAUCAUCUACUACCGAAGUUACCCUUUCGUGGCCUUGUCCGGGUCUUCUGGUUAGCUGCCCUGUUUCUUGAUAGCGAAUAGGAUAUGGUGCUUUGUUGAACUCCAAUUACCCCUGCGAAGUAUCUUUGACUGCGGCGAUCUUGUAUGAGCGCGAUUACACUAUCGGCUUCUUCAUUCGUCACAUGUCUUGUUAAACGUUGAGGCACAUCCAUUAUUAACAAAAUAAAUUCAAAGUUUCGCUAUACAAUAACACAAUUUGUUUAGUAAGUUCUUGAUCUCAAUGAACAUCCAAGACAGAAAUGAUUUACUCGAGCAUUUUUGCUUCCAAAAAAAUUUGUAAGAAAUUGUGAUAUUUUUUGUCCAUGAUGAGAAACCAGAAAUAUCUAUUAAGUUGAUACAUAUACAGAUUGUUCCAAAAAACUAAAAUUAAGUAUUAAAAAUAUCCUAAAAUACCAGUGAUACGAUAAUUUUUGUGUAUAUAACCGGAAUUUUGCUAUGAAUUUUUUUUUAAUUUAGCUACAGAGCUGAAAUCUUUCUGAAAUCUGACAGUGUUUCUGGAUCUUUUCCGUUACACUCCACGCAUUUUUUUCCACCUCCCUUGAAGCUUUCGGAUGCCUUUUUCGUAAAAAACUUUCGACUUGUUACGUAACCAUUCGAGCAUGAAGGAUUCUACCUCGCUUUCGAAUCGCAGUAAGCCAAGAGCCUCUUUCAAUGGACCAAAUAGAUAAUAGUCGCAAGGUAACAAAUCGGGACUAUAAGGAUGUUGUUUCCUAACCUAAUGCUUCCAUCGCAAGUCAAGCUGUAUGCGGUCUGGCGUUGUCUUGCACAAAUAUCGCACUAUGGAUUGGAUCGUUUUCAUCUGUAGACAGAUUUUAUGCCCCAAAACACGGUACACAACACCUUUCCGCUGACAGUGUAACCUUCACUUCAACUGGCACGCCUUCGUCUUCUCCAAUAAAUAGACGCGCGUUUACUCUCCCGAAGGUAAUGGUGAACCCAAGUCUGGUCUGUGGUGGCUAUUCGGUGCAAUAAAUUUUCUCCUUCCUCUUCAUACCGCUGCGGGAGAUGCGAGCAAACUUCCCAACGUGUGAAUUUCUGCUCAAAAUUCAGAAGUCUUGGCACCUAUCUAGCUGAAAGUUUGCGGUAACCUAGUCCUUCAUGAAUUAUUUGUUCAAUACUACAUGUGCUGAUGCCCAAUUCUUUAGCCAUGUCACGUACUUCCAAAAGGAGCUUUUCUACAGCGACGAUAUUUUCAUCGGUAACAGUUGAUCUGGAGCUCCGCAUGCUCCUUCAUAUAUUUUCACUGCGGGUUUUUGUAUCCAACAUAUAUUUUCUGAAUUUGCUGAGCAGAUAUUUAUUAUCUUACUCCUUCUGUGGUUAGGAAAGCCUCAGAAAUUAGGUUUUUACUAAUAAUGGUUCAAAUUUCUUUUAUAUAAGUUCAUGAUCGCAUUUCGUAUGUCGAAAUCUAUUUUUGUUUUUCUAAACUUUCUCAUAUUUUUACCCUUGGAGUAAAGAGAAAAUUGCUAUUACCAUAACAUUAAUAUUUUUUCUCUUAACAAGAUUACAACUAAUAAAUUUCCAACUUUAUCAUAUUUUUCAUAAUAGUUUUCAAAAUUUUUGAGUCAUUUUGAGAAAUAUCAUUAACAAAAACAUAGAUUCGAAAGUUAAUUAGUUGGUAGCCGUAUGAACUACCUCAAAUAAUUCGCGCGCCAUUAGUAAAAUUCAAAUUUGACAGUAACUUAUGUAGAAUGCCAACUUAGUAGUUCAAGUUCAGGGUUCCCAACUUAAGGGUUUCAGGGAAAAACUUUUUUUAUAACUUCAAAUAUUUAUUUUUUAUUUCAAAUUAAGCAAAAUAAAAGUGUAAUAGUAUGGGAAAUUGUUCGAUGUCCAAUAUGUAGGAUAUUAAAAAACCAUAAUCUGAAGAAAAAGAUUAAUAAUAAAAGUUUUUGAUAAUUUAAGAAUAAUGAAUUUAAAAAAUGAUAUUGCUAAGUGAAAUUAAUUAUUGAUUGCUUAAAAUUAAUUAUUUAAUGAUAUUUUGUUAUUUUUAAUGUAUUAUUCAUUAAAAAAUAUUUAAUUAUUUUAUGAAAAGUUUUUUAGGGACAAUCCCUAGUAAUUGUAGGGCUUUUAGGGGUUUUUGGUUAGCACUUUAGGCGGAUAAAUUUUUGAGGGUUUGGAACACUAUUCAGACCCACAGUCGACGUCGAUUUGGUUAGAACCAUAUAUGUAAUACUCCUGUCAGGACAGUUGGUAUAGGAAAAAACGUCCCUACGUCACGAUGCCGACAAUAUUCAUUUUCUCUCUCGUUCGUGACACUUUAUCUAUACUGCGUAUGCUUGGGAAUGCGCAGAACCGAGCUGGAUUCUCGAAGGAUCGAGAAACCGUUCUCAUUCUCUCUUCCUUAGACGGAACAGCUUCCAAUUAUAGAAAAUGUCCAUAUUGAAGUAUUACUUAUAUGUUUAGAACAAAUAACAUCUAAAUAUAGGUGAUCUGUGGUCCCUGCGCUUCGAAACAUCCAGUACAGCCAAUUUUAAGACACUAAAUUUUGCGCGCGUGUAUUCAAAUAUUUCGUUUUAUAAUUGAACCACCCCCGUGAAUCAUUUUAUAGUUGAUAUUAAUAUUGGAUAAGAUAAGAUAAGAUGGAAACUUACCUCAUCUUCAAUAAAAUAUAUUAACACAAAACAUGAACUGAAUUUCAAGAAUUGAACUAUUAGUCAACAUUUUUUAGCCAAAGUAUAGUAGUAUAAAAGUCAAAAAAAUUCUAUAGCUCAUUAUUUUGAAUACAAUUAUAACCUAAAAAGAUCAAUUUUAUUAAUUUUGAAACAAAAAUGGAAGUAACAGUGCAAUUUUCCAAAAGAAUCGCUUUAAAUAUAAUGAAGUAAGCCCGAAGACUGAUGUAAUGUAAAUAGUUUUGAAAAUCAAAAAAAAAAAACAAAAAUGGAAUAAAAAUAAUAUUAUUGUUCAAUUUAUCUUGGAUGUUGGAGUUCAAGAUUGAUAUUGAAUUUUUUGUAUAUUAUACACCCCUUGUUACGUAUUUUUAUGUUUGUUUUUUAAUUGACCAUAAAAAGAGUAAAUAGUAUACAGUUUUUUCACGAUUAAUCUACGAAUUGAUGGUAUUUAAACAAAAUAAUAUAAUUUCAAAUAUUUCUAGACAGAUUUUGUUAUAAAAAUAUAUUUUUUUAAAUAUCAGUACGUACCUCUGAUACAGCUUAAAACAUUCUAUUUCCGCAUGUAUUCUUCCACAUAAAUUAACAUUAAUUCUCAAAAAUUCCAUAUUAUCCACUACCCUCUAAUCAUAUACAAGGUGUUUGAAAAUAAAUUACAUUUGAAAAAAAGUAACACAAGUAUUAUCAAGAUACGGCACAUCAGGAAAAUAAAAUAGUUAAAUGUGGUUGUUACUACUGUUCAUACCUGUAUAACAGUUUUCAUUGGCUAGACGCUGGAACGCUGGAACGCGAGCGUAGAACAUAAAAAUUAGACAUGUCUCAACGCGAGCCUUAGUGUUUAUAAAUGGUCCCUAAAUCAAGCACUAAAAUCGUCUAUGACGGCUCAGAAGACAUUCUCCGUGAUGGCUGCCAUUGUGUGGCGUAUAUUUUCUUUUAAGUGUCCGUUUGUUAGCGCAAACUUUAGAUUCAACAUAACCCCAAAGGAAAAAGUCCAUAAUCGGUACUACAUGGAAGCCAACUUUAUCACUUCUACUGGAGAUCCAUUCACUAAGAAAAAUUUCACUAACUCGUGGAGGUGUGUGAUAUUACUACGUCCUGCUGGAACCAUGUUCUUUGAUAACCAUUAACAUUUUCUAAUUCAGGAACGAAUUUAACGCUUUAAUUUUACUGUAACUCUACGCCCCCUUUCAUACUGAACACACUGUUGGCACUACCGAAAAAAAGAUGAUCUAUCCACAUUUAAAGCAACAACACGCUGCCGAAUAGACAAAUCAUGCUCGAAACGAACAAUUUCCACGUUUUCGACCGUUAUAGACGGAUUUUGGUUUAUCUAUUGUUGAUCCGGUCUCUUACAAUCUUCUCGACUCAUUUUCCAAUCAGUUGAGCGCCUGGCAUCAUUUAAGUAACGAACAUUGCAGAAUUUUCUACGCGCACAGUCACUGAAUUACACACGCAAUGUCCGCUCUCAAAAAACGUUCCAUAGCGACUAAUUACCAACAGCUUGCUUACCGAUUGACAUAUCUAUCGCGCCCCUCCGAAUAGCUGAUUUCACGCAAUAAGCGAUACAAAGGUGAAUUUUGUUUUGAGACAUCUUGUAUUAAAUGUAUUUUUUUAAAAUUUUGUCUCUAUAGUUUCUUUGGACUCUAUAUAUCUCUAACUGUCUACUGUUCGAUGUCUGUUUUUAUUAAAAUAAUAUGGUCAAUUGAAAGUCUGAACGGUCUAACGUUGAUUGUCAAACAAUUUUGAAACACCUUGUAGUACAAAAUAAGUUUUUAUGUAUAUAUUUUUUUAACGUUUAAAAUUAUUUGAGUUCUUCCAUUCAAUGUGAUUGUUUGAAUUGAUAAAGUAGGCCUAAACCGUGAGAUUUUUGAAAAUUCAAUUUUACUUUGAAUACGCAAUUCCAAUCACUAUUCUGAAAAUUUUAGUAAUUUUUCUUAAAAAGAAAUUUGUAUGAAAAAGUUGAAUUUUCAAAAUUUAGUUGAAUGAAUUGAAUGAUAAUAAUCUUAAAUAUGUCAAAGAUAAAAUGUGUAGUCAAUAACUUUAUUUUUUCCAAUUUUUACAUUUUAUUUUUUUUUUCCAUUAUAAUAUUUAUGAAGAAAAUAUUGUUGAUAUAAUAUUCGCAGUAUUAGAUCUAGUCUAAAGUAUAUAUUAAAAUAACUUUGGAAAAAUAUUGUCGAGUUUCAAAGUUGACUUCUUCAUUUUGAUUUGUUUUUCUGAUUAUUCUUUCUUCGAUCAUAUCUAAAUCAAUUUUUUUAUUUUCUCCAUUUUGAUUUAAAAUGUGUGUUUUUCCUAUAAAAAGGGCGCAAAUUGCCAUGAAUAACGUCUCUAUAGUGGAAACCAUAAAAAAUGAUAGAGUGGAAACAAAGUUCCUUAUUUUAAAGCACUUUUAAGUGAUUUUAUAUACACCAGAAGCUGUACAAUAGAAAAGAAAAUUCCUAAUUUUUUCCAAAAAGUUUCAAAAUAUUCUUCCUUUCAAAUUUAAAUUAUCUGAAUAAAAAACUAUCACAAAAAAUUGAUUUUUGAUACAAAUAUCAUUCAAGAACAAAAUUUUGUCAAAUAUUUUCAGUAAAAUUCUUCUUCUUAGCGCAUUUAGGCGUUGGGUUGUCCCAUGUCCUCUUCAACCCAUUUUUUUCCAUUUUCUUCGAAAAUCUUCCUUUUGUCUUAUUUUCUCAAUAUUCUCUUCGAUUUUACUUUGUGCUUCGUUUAUCUUCUUCAAUUGUUUUUCUGGAUAUUCUUUCUUCGAUCAUUCUUAUUUAUGGUUCAUCCUAAUUUAAGUUUUUUUUCUAUAUUAGUAUCAUACUAUCUAAAUCAAUUUUUCUUGUUUGCCUCAUUUUGAUUUAAAAUAUAUGUUUUUUUCUAUAAAAAGGGUACAAAUUGCCAUUAAUAAUGUCACUAUUUUGGAAAACAUAAGAAAUAAUAGAGCGAAAACAAAGUUUUAUAUUUUAAGCACUUUUAAGUGGUUCUAUAUACACUAGAAGCUGUACAAUGGAAAAGGAAAUUACUAAUUUUUUCCAAAAAGCUUCAAAAUAUUCUUCCUUUCAAAUCUAGAUAAUCUGUUUAAAAAAACUAUCACAAAUAAUUGAUUCUGAUACAAAUAUCAUACAAGAACAAAAUUUUGUCAAAUAUUUUCAGUAAAAUUCUUCUUAUCUCAUUUAGGUGUUGGGUUGCGUCCUUAUGUCCUCUUCAAAAUCUCUUUAUUGAAACACAUGAGAAAUAAUUUAAUGGAUAAAAAACGGUGACAGAACAAAUAUUUCUCAAAUUUUCAAAAAUCUUCAUUUCAUUUUAUCUCAUUGUCUUUAUUACUUUUCCUCUUUGCUUUGAGUUUUGUUUACCUGCCUCAAUUGUUUUUCUGGUCAUUCUUUCUUCACGCUCUCUUAUUAUUUGUUCAUAGUAAUAUAUUAUCAUCACAAUAUCUAUAACAAUUACUUUAUUUUUUAUUUUAUUAUUGAUGUUUGCCCCUCAUUUUUGUCUCCUUAUCUCCCAUCAAUAUCUUAUUCAUACUACUUUGAGAAGAAACCACCAUAAAAGCGAUCGCAUAUAAAUUUAAAUGACAAAAUGAAGCAGUCGACUUUUUAUUAUAAUUAUUUUCAUUUUGGAUAUAAUUAUCGGUAGUUUUCUAUAUUUGUGCUGUGUACAAUCAUUUUGAUUGAAAUUAAGAAAAGAAAAAAAAACGUUUUUAUUAAUUACAUCUAUAGUAACAUUCCAUUGUAUCUCGAUCAGGUUUUUUGAAAAUAAAAUCGUACGAUUUGUCAAAAAAAAAAAA